Pocillopora meandrina is the source of this 8697-nucleotide messenger RNA. The record is from the annotation of a GenBank genome assembly. Lineage: Eukaryota; Metazoa; Cnidaria; Anthozoa; Scleractinia; Pocilloporidae.
AUGGCGGAGGGUACGGAUCAAGCUGAGCAAUUACCUCCACAAGAAGGCCUUGUGGAGGAGAAAGGAGAGGAAAAGUCAGAGCAUCUUGAACUCCAACCUGAACAGGAGACCAUGCGAUGUGUUGUGCUCACUGGAUACGGUGGUUACAACAAGCUCGAAGUGCAGAAAUACGCAAAACCUAAGCCGAUGAAAGGACAAGUUGUUGUUCGCGUUCAUGCAUGGCAAGUGUAUUGUUUGUCAUUUUUUACCAUCAUUUCCCCUCUUUUGUUGUGGACAACCAUAUUAAAACAUAUUCUGUUAUAUUUCAUUGGGAAUUCAUACUAUAAUAGUAACCAACGAAGCAAGAAAUUAUUUAAGAGUUAUGAAGACUUGAUAGUAGUGGGAGGGGCGGUAAAUCAUGAUGCUAAAAAUGUUCUCAUGUUUUACCAAUGAAAGUAAUGUUUACAGGAGUGAAAGCAUGUGGAAGAAUUGUUCCAAACCAAUUUCAUUUUGCCGUAGCUCUUAUUCUAUAUUUAAAAGUUCCGUUUGUGUUUCUGUAAUAAUAUUAUUCAUGCUGCUUGCAGUUCGUGACACAUUUGAAAUUUAAGGAGGAAAUUCUCUACGAUUUCAAUCAUUUGACGACGUCAAGUGAUGCUUGUUACGCAAAGUUUAUUUUCAAAUGUAUUACUAUGAUUUUGUGUCGAUCAAAUUACAGUUUUGCUUUUUGAACUUGGAUUGGCAAACUGACAAUGUGUUGGUCAAUAAUCAAUAUUGAAUUGUUUAAUUUUGAAAUUUGACCUAUAUAAUUAAUCAGUUUGGUCUAACUUGUUGUGAACUCUUUGCAAAAUGAAUUAUGGAAUUGGGAGCAAUAGGGGUAUGAAUUUCUGGGUGAAGUCCAAACUUGCAAUCCCAAUAAAGUACUUUGGUGGACUUUCAGAUGAAUACCAAGAAGUCUCCAGAGAUUCCAAGAAAAACUUCUAUUUCGUAGAAAAUCCUCUUCUAAAAUGAUUAAGCUACAAAUCACUCAAUCUUCAUAAUUGUUGGGCCUAGAUUAAUCAGGUGCUUUUUAAACCCACAUCAGCCUUUGUGUUAAAACUCUUUAUUGUGAAGUUAAAUGUAUUGCAAUGAAAUAUGGACAAUUUUUUUUGCCUCUUGGAAAGCAGGGACAAAAUUUGCAGUUGAUCUGUAACCAACAAACUUCUAAAUCAGGAAAACUUAUAACCUACUUUUUUCAGCCCAGUUUUCUUAUCUUUAUUGAUUUUCUGUAAAAGGAGUGCCUUAUCACAGAAAAUGUGAUGGUGUAUUUUAUCUCUGAUGCAGUGGCCUAAAUUUUGCGGACAUUAUGCAGCGCCAAGGAAUGUAUCCUAGCCCUAAAAAACCUCCAUUUGUUCCUGGUUUGGAAUGCGCUGGAAUUGUGGAGGAACUUGGAGAAGAGGUGACUGACGUAGAGGUGAGAUCUCAGUUUCAAACUCACUAAGGCCUAAUUGUGAUUAUUUUCAGGGUAAAAGGAGUUUUUUCAUUUCUAACCUCAACUCAGGAAGGUACUAAAUAUCUGUUUACCUGCUUGACUGGCUGCUUUAUUAGGAUUCUUUGGUAUCGAUGAUUGCCUGUGUUCCUAUAUUAAUGAUUCUGUUGUAAUUUCAAAAACUAAAACUGAACCACAAUUAAUCCCUUACCUAAUGCCUAAGCUCGAGGACCAGGGUUUUCUGUCAAGGUUUUGUUUCCUUAGCCAUAGGUUCUAAUUAUUUAAGAUUUUUAGACAAAAGCCUUUCCCUACCAUCACUCAGCUGUUAAAAGCCCUACCCAAGGGCCAAACAACACAUGACUCCGUUGCAAAGCCCAUAUUGGGCAGAGAAAGGCAUUUUUCAACAUUUAUGAGAAUGACAUUGAUGACAUUUCUUUCGACCCCAUUUCCCAAUGUUCCAAAAAGCAUAGUUUUUUUUAUAUUAAAGUACAUUUUUCUUGCUUGUUCAACAGGUUGGGUCCCGUGUGGUAUGCAUAACAGGAGAUAGUGCCUGGUCAGAAUAUGCCUGUGUCCCAGGGGGUUCAUGUUUUGUUCUCCCAGAUAGUAUGAGUUUUGAAGAUGCAGCAGCAAUCCCUGUCACAUACCUGACCGCUUAUUUUAUGCUUUUCCUCUGUGCAAGCUUGGGUCAAAGGAAAAGUGUUCUGAUUCAUAUGGCAGCCGGAGGUGUGGUAAGGAUGGGUCCUGGUAUUAAAGGGGAGGAUAUAUAUGAUAAGAGACCUGUUAUGUUUACAAUCAUUAAUGAGCCUCAGAUGGUUUUCAAAUUGCGUUGGAGUAUGUUGUGGAUUAACAAGAAGAAUUUAACUGCUGUUCUAGUGCCUCUGUGGUGAAAAAUGUAUCAAUGAGUACUUGUAAGUAACCUAUGGCCUGCACCAGCCUGGCAGUAAGUGAAGACAAUAAAAAGGGUUGGCACCAAAAAAAUUUUAAUCUUGGUUAGGAAUGAUUAGUGAAAGAGCUUUUGAGCACAGUCCUUCAUUCUUCUUUACCAACCGCCAUUAUGUCCAGUGAUCGGUUAAUUUCUAUGGUUUACAGUGACAAUUGCUUUUUUCCUCAAUUGGUGGGCUUCUUGUGGCUGACAACUUACAGAACAUGUGUUGCAUCUUCCAAGGACUGAAGCUUUAUUAUUUAUUAAUUUUUUAUCGCUGUCAUUGCAUCAAAGAAAUUGUGUUAUAUCUUAGGGUGUUGCAGCAACACAGCUUUGUAAAACUGUUGAAGGCAUCACAACAUUUGGUACAGCCUCGGCUUCUAAGGUACUCUAACUCAAAAUUUUUAGCUCUGUUUGUGGCUGAACCUGGAAGAUGUUUUGGAUCAUAAUGGUCUUUCUAUCUCACUGAUGUUAAAGUGCCAGUGAGAAUUUAGAAUUUGUCAGAUCUUACAUGGUGGAUUCCUCCAUUGUCUUGUAUUCUGUCCCUGGAGUUCGGCAUUAAGCAACAUUUCCCAUUGAUUAGCCCAAACAAAGGCCAUAUUUCUUAAUUUAUUUAUCUGGAGUGACUAGACCUAUUACUUUUUGCUUUCGAUAGUUUUGUCAACUAAUGCAGAUAUACAGACUGAAAUAAGCACAUCUUGAGAGGAAGAAAAAGAUAAAUAGAAUAAGAAUUUCUAAUUUCCUUAAGGAAAAAAGCAUAACAUACAUUUUCAUAGAUAGCAUGUUUAUUUACGUCAAUUUGGACAAGAGCCUUGACGGGACUAGAACAAUCUCCCUUCUUCAUCCUCUAAAGUAGAGCCAUUAUAAAUUUUGUGUAUAUGUAUCUCUCCGGAGGAUGAAUAAAGGGGUAAGUUUCUAAAGAAAAUGUGGUGCUGUUUCAAUGGGAGAGUAUAACAGAGUAAUUUAGUGUUAUCAAAUGAGUUGAAAAUGUAAAUUGGCCACUGUAAAGAGUUUAAAGGGUUACAUUUCAAGUGUUAGCCCCUUGUUGGAGUGAUUGAUGACAUUUUGGGAGAAUGAGCUUUCUCCUUGUUAAAAUUCAUCACUGAGGUUUCUCACACCAACACCCAAGGUUGCAAUCAUUUUGGUUACUAGAGUGAUUAAAACCUUUUUUGGUGUCUAAAUUUGCAACAUAGGUCACCAAUUUGGUGACCGUAUGGCCACAUAGAGUAAGUUGUUAUAUUUUCAUGUGAUUGCAUCAAUGGCCUGAAGUUGAAGGGAGAAACAUUUUAAUUUGUAAAAUGUUGCUCAUGCUUGGUCAGGAAUGUGUUAGACUUUUGAUCUCUUGCCUUUAUAUUGAUACAGCAUGAAACCAUCCUUGCCAAUGGAAUAGAUCAUGCUAUUGACUACAGGACAGUGGAUUAUGUCCAAGAGGUGAAGAAGUAAGUAAACUGAAAAAUAAUCAAUUAAACAAAUGUGAUUUUUAGAGAUUUCAUUCAGUAUUCUGUCAAAUUUUGUUAUGCAGCACCUACAAAAAAUCAGCCUCUUUAAGCUGUGUAUGUUUCAUCUGAAAUGUCCUGUUUAGCUGUAAGUGAAAGCAUAAUUUGGCUGAUGAUAUCUACUUCAAGGGUUUAAUUGGCUCUUACAGCCUUGUGCAAAACUGAAACAUAGUGUCUAUCAUGGGUUCUGAAGCAUGAAGUAAGGGUAUGACCAGGAGUGUUCUUUCACCUUUUGGACGGAAGACUUUUCUGGUUUAGGUUACCCUUGUGAGUUAAUCAGGUUUCUCUGAAGGAUAGCUAGUACACAUUUAUGUUUCUGGAUGUAAAAAGGCACUGUGUGUUGUAUUGUCUUAAUAAGUGUUGAAUGAGGCACAUUGAAUGUUUUUUGACAAGGUGUUGACCAUAAAAUAAUGAUGUUGUCACAAGCAAACUUCCUUGUUUACAAUGGUGACCAAGUCUCAAGAGCCUUGGGUCGUCAACUGUUAGGCCUGUUCCAAACGUCGUGCUACUGCCGUGCCGAACUCAAAUGAAUUUGGCUCGGCAGUGGCACAACGAUAGCACGGCAGCGGUUUCAAACGUCGAACCUAAUGCAGUCGCGCCAAAUUCAAAAGACAAAACAAACCAUCCAUCCAGCGGUAUCGCCCCAUCCAAAUUUGUUUAAGAAAAUUUUAAAUGCCAGAAGGCAACGCAGGCGAAUGCAACAGUCCAUAUUGAAUACUGUUAUUGCAAGGAGAGGAUUACUUUUGAAAGUUUUUUCAUUUAUUCUUCUUCUGGUUUCCCUUGACGAGAGCCAGCAAGUUACUGUAUUACGAUCGUGCGGCGUUUCCAAACCCUAACCCUAACCCUAAGCAAUUUAUUGUCACCGCCGGAUUCCUCUUCUCUCAAGCUUUCGGGCAAAACGGGUAGAUUUGUCUUUUUUUUAUUAGUGCGCAUGCGUAAUAGUAUGCAAAUAAUGCAAAAUCCGUUAAAUUAAUUUAUGAAUUGAGUUCGGCGCGACAGUAGCACAACGUUUGAAACCAAGUCGUGCUACUGCCGUGCGGCACGGCAAGGCCUGCCGCGCUAAGUAGUCGUGCCGAACCUAAUUCAGCCGUGCCGCGCUUAAUGGUUUCAAAUGGCGUGCUACUGCCGUGCUUAAAUCGAAAUUACUAUUUCAUUUGAGUUCGGCACGGCAGUAGCACGACGUUUGGAACAGGCCUUAAUUGUGAAAGCCUAUACUGGAAAUGCUGCUAGCAUUUUUAGCACAAAAACAUGGUCACCAAAUUCUGUUGUGCUUCUCUCAACUGAAAACCAUCGUAACAUCUGAGAGGAUUCGCCUCCAAGAAACAAACUUAUUUCUUCCCUCAACAUUAUUUCCUUUGCUGUUACUGAUAUUUCAGCGAGGAGAAGAAGAGGGAAAAGUUUCUAAGGAAAAAUAAUUUUGUGGUGUUAUAGGUUUCCUGGUUGGCUAACAUCAAGGAGAUUUGAUUGAAACUAAAACAUUUGGGAAUUUCAAAUGUAGAUCCAAAUCUAAAUGAAUCCUUUGCUGAACUCAGCACUCAUACAAAACUGUUUAUUCAUCAUUUAAGGAUUUGUCCAGAGGGAGUGGAUAUUGUUCUUGAUCCCCUCGGUGGUGCUGAUACAAAGAAAGGAUAUAAUCUUCUAAGGCCUAUGGGUAUAAUCAUUUGCUUUGGUAGGUUGCACCUGUGUCAAGACAUUUAAAAGAAAGUUUGACAUGUGUUAAUUGCAGUAAGCAUAGCACUAAUGCCACAGGAUAAAUAAACAAAAGUCUUCAUUUGGCCCAAAAAUAUAUUUGGAUAUUUACAUGUGGCCAUCAUAUGUUCCGAGAUGCAAUCAGUUUUCUUAGAGGAAAAGUCAAGGACAACUGUGAGCUAUGAGGAACAGAUUACACCUGAGGUAUAUUCUCAGAUAUUCCCCUUUUUUCACCAUCACAUGACCUGCGUGCAAGAAAAAAGUACGAUGGAUUAUUUUGUCAUCUAUGAGCCACAUCUACAUUCUCACAGUAGAAGUUUGUCUUGCUGUUUUAUAAUGUUAUGAUAAUAUCAGUUUUUCCAAAAUAAAAACUGGUGAAUAUUUCGCUUUAGUUUGAGCGAGAGACAUUUUCAAAUUUGUUUGAGAGUGCAAGGUCCAGCUGUCAGAUAUCUGUUUUACACUCCUGCAUGUUAUUCAAUUUGUCUUAGGAUGAGUGGUAGACUUAUCAUCCAAACUUCUUGCAGGAAAGAAAAUUGUACUUUUUGGAGCCCUUCCCUGGACCUAGGUGCAAUUGUGUUUCAAAUUGGAUUUCUAAUUUUUGGAAUUAUUUUGUGGGCAGGUUAUGCAAAUGCAGUUGCUGAAACAAAGAGUGUCUUUAGUGCAGCAAAAAAUGUAAGCUUACAGUAUUAAGUAUAAUGAUAUACACAGAUAAGCCUUUUUUUUUGGUUUGAAAUUGUGCUCAGCAUCUAUUAACUUUGAUAUAUACCUGGUAUAUACUUAGCUGGUACAUUUUUGGCCUUAUUCAGACAAAGAUCACAUGAAAUGCAACACAUAUACAAACAGCUUAUUAACACUUCUUUCCCAAGAUCUAAACAUUAAUCUCUCUAGUAUUCUCCAUAGGUUGCUUAUGAUUCGAGUUCUGAGAAUUUUAAGUUAAACUAAGCAGUAUCCCCUCAUUGAUAUUCAUUUAUUCCACUCUUUUCUUUCUACUUGAAAACAUAUGGAUACUGUUUGGAGAGUUUCCUUGUGGGUCACUCCUAGCUAGGAGGGAGAGGGUUAACUAAAUUCAGUCUCUAGUAAAUAAAUUGUCUCUCUUUUCCACUUAGGUGACAAUUAUUAGAAAUUACAUAAUCUAAUAAUGGAUUUUAUUACUGACACUCAUUGAUUCAGGAUCACUUUGCAAACUAGAUGGAGGGCUCCCCCCUUUGAUUUAUUAAGUUGUAUUAUAAUGCAUCUAUGGGUCAAUGUCAGCAUCUGAGCAACUACAUGCCUGCCCUUCCCCACCCCUAACCCAACAACAGUACUGAAAUUGAUAGUAAGUGAGGGUUAAAGUUUGAUCAAGGGAAGGGUGGGUGCAUGCACAGUUGCUCAGGUACUGAUAUUGAUUUUCCUUUAUUUUCAAGAAUUAUACUCAACUUGAUCAUGAUAAUUUCACUGAAAAUUGUCUUCUCUCUAAUGCAGUGGUUUCAGGGAGCAACUUUCAGUCCUUUACAACUGCUGAGAGACAGCAAGACUGCUUGUGGAUUUCACUUGAGACAUAUGCAGAGUCACCCAGAGCUACUGAAAUCAGGAAUGAAGCAUAUAUUUGAUUUGUACACUGAAGAGAAGAUAAAACCUCACAUAGAUGAGGUAUUUGCUUUUGAAGAGGUGUGUAGAUCACUGUAAAUUUUGUCAUGUCUUCAUGAGACGUGAGAUAAAAAUAAUAUUUAAAAAGUUGGGUGUAGAGGUUUUCUUAAGCAUGGGACAAACAUAAUUAUGAGUAUGUUUAUUAUUGAACAUAUGAAACAAAUCUUGUGUGAGUGCUUUUUUCCUCUUAGUAAUUUGGAGACUGGUGUGGUACAGUUUUAAAAGGAAAAGAUGGGCUUUAUACAGUCUACUCUUUAUCUGCUUUUUGUUCUGGUGAUCUUGCCAAAGUGCACAAUUAAAAUAAAAAUCAUUCUUCUUUCUUAUAUAGUCAGUUUUAAAGAUGAUUUGUUUGAUUUUGCUUUGUCCUGUGCUUCUUCCUGUUUCUCUGUCUGUCUGUUUUUGUUCAUCAAUCAGUUCAGGAUAGUGGAGUAAAGACAAAAUAUUUCAAAUGCCUAUGCAAAAUAGUCCAAGCACUCUUUUAUUUGAUUAAACUCUUUAACAUCCAUGGAUCUAAUUAAUAAUUCUCCCCUUCAGCUGCUUCACAUUUCUGUGUUAGUAAGUUAUAGGGAUUUGAUGUUUAAAACUUCUACUUGUUAAGUUUGAGUACUCUCAUAACCUGUUUGCUGGGUAAUGUAAGGAUGUUAUAGGGAGAAGUUUCAUGUUAAUCACUUUUGGGAAUUAAUGGGUUAAUAUAGUACUCAUUUUUAUUUUUUAUUCAUUUCAUCAACCAUGUGUAUUCAAAAUCCUAGUAACAAACAUUGCGAUGUGUGGCUUGAUUAAUUUUAUUUUUAAUUUUUUUUUCUCAAGGCUACUCUGAUUUGGAAUCAAUGCUUGGUAGAAAUUUGGAAAAUUUUUGAUCAUGCAAACAGGACCUAUAUAUUGCUUUGAUAAAUUCUAAUAGCGGAUCUUCAACAUUCCGUUAUUUAUUUUUCCUCAGGUUGGCAAGGCCAUGCAGCGAAUGCACCAGCGUAAGAAUGUUGGUAAAAUAAUAAUAUCACCCAUGAAGGAACCAACACCUGAGCCCACGCCACCGCUACCACCAGCUCAACCUACACCCCCAAAGGUAUGCUGCAAGCUUAAAAUAAACUCAAUGAAAUAAACAUUUGGAAUGUGGUGUGUUCCUAAGCAAGAUUCUUAAUAUUCACAGUACCUCUCUCCAUCCAGUAGUUAAACAGAUUAUCAGCAAUUUUUUAGGGAAGCUUGCCAAAAUUCUGGGGGUUCCCUUGUAUAGACAAGAAUACUGGUUUGGAGGAGUAGCAAUAUUGCUUGUUGAAUCACGUAUGCAUUGCAAGCUCCAGCAAUAUGGAGUCAUAAGGCUGGUAGGAACUUAUAUUACAGUUCAAUUGUAGCCAUUGACAUCCAACCUGAUUUGAAUUUUGCAGGAGGAGGAUGUUAAAUUAGAGGAUAAAGAAGGAGAAAAAAAAACAGAAGAUAAGGAAGGAGAAGAAAAAACAGAAGGAGAGAAAGAGAAAGAGGAACCCAAUGCUGAAGAAGAAAAAAAAGAAGAGGCUUCUGCUUAG